AUGGACAGCACCUACCAAGGCUACUCGAGCCAGGCUACGAAUCUUUGGCUCCUAGCCUGCUUAUUAUACAUAUGGAUCUUUCUUGUUUCUGUUCCACUUUCGUUAUUCCUCACGCAGUACAGUUCAUCCAUCGCUCAGUUGUGGUUUGUCAAAUUCCUUGAAAAGUACGUAGUGCGAGGGUGGAUCAUUAUAUGGUUCACGUUGCUAUACAUAGUCAACCUUGCAACGGACAACCGGAAGUUGUCGUUUGACAUCAAAAACCCCAAAACUUUACGAUGCGUCAAAAUAUACAUUGCAAACUUUGUUUGGCUCACGAUCCUCUUGGAAUGGUGUUUGGGACCUCCGUUGUUUGAAAGAGUUAGUGUUUGGAGUGGAGCUCAUUGCACAGUGCCGCAAGUCUCGGGUGAAUACGCAUGCCAGCGCGCUGGGGGCAACUGGAUCAACCCGUUUGACUCCUCCAGCCAUUACACCAUGUUGCUUUCAUGCAGCUUGCUUGUUUGGGACCUAGUAAUCCCAUAUUUGCCCAGCUAUGCAAUCUAUAGAAAAUUUGGUACCAUGUUGGAAACAAGAGAAAACUCCGCAGCAGCAGCAGCAGCAGCAGUAGAGCCAGAUCUCGAGAUGAAUGGAUGGGCAGAGACGAAUGAUAGCAAAAUAAGCGAUUACAAGAAAAUCGUGGUUCUUGUAUCGUUGAUUUUCAUCUCCUUGUGGUUGAUUCUGUAUUGUACAACCUCGUUGUUUUUCCAUACCAUUCCGGAAAAACUAGUGGGUUUGAUCUGCGGUUUAUUCAUACCGCUCCUAUCCCAUACAAUACCUCUACGAAGCUGA
Molecule: messenger RNA, 825 nt
Organism: Lodderomyces beijingensis
Lineage: Eukaryota; Fungi; Ascomycota; Pichiomycetes; Serinales; Debaryomycetaceae
Source: the annotation of a GenBank genome assembly